AUGUUACAUAAGCAUACGCCAACAACGAAAGCUGGCGGGCAUCGGGCUCCAAACGCUGGGAAGAGCAAGCAUUCGCUAUCCAACAGUUACAAGCUGCUACGUGAUGAUUUGCAAGAGCUAGCUCUUGAUGGUAAUUUUCAGCGUCAAAACAAGCACAGUGUGAUCAACAGUCACUAUACAAUUCCACAGAGCGGUAUUCCUGAGGAAACUGCAUUUGACUUGGUUCACAACGAACUGACACUCGAUGGAAAUCCACAUUUAAAUUUGGCCAGUUUUGUCAACACUACGGCGAGCGACACAGCCCGCAGGUUGAUCGCUGAGAACAUCGAAAAAAACCUGGCAGACAACGACGAAUAUCCCCAGAUGGUGGAGAUCACACAACGGUGUAUCUCUAUGCUCGCACAGCUGUGGAAAGCUGGUCCAGACCAAGAGCCCCUCGGAUGCGCCACAACCGGUUCCAGUGAGGCCAUCAUGCUUGGUGGGCUUGCUAUGAAGAGACAAUGGGAGCGUCGCAUGAAAGCGGCCAACAAACCCAUCUCAAAGCCCAACAUCAUUAUGUCAAGCGCUGCACAAGUUGCACUUGAGAAGUUUGCGCGGUAUUUCGACGUCGAGUGUCGUCUGGUGCCUGUUUCUCACGAGUCAGAUCAUCAUUUGGACCCCAGCAAACUAUGGGACUUUGUAGAUGAAAACACUAUUGGUUGUUUCGUCAUUUUGGGUACGACCUACACAGGUCAUUUGGAAAGCAUCGAGGAGGUUGCUGACGUUCUGUCGCAAAUCGAGAAACAAAAUCCAAGUUGGAGUAACAGUAGUAUUCCAAUUCAUGUUGAUGGUGCCUCUGGUGGAUUCGUGGUUCCCUUCGCAUUUACUGACAAGCAAAUGGCCGAUUACAAACUUCCUCGUUGGGGUUUCAAUCAUCCUAGAGUGGUGAGCAUCAAUGCGUCGGGUCACAAGUUUGGCCUCACUACCGCAGGACUGGGUUGGAUUCUCUGGAAAGACGAUGACUACUUACUCCCAGAAUUGAGAUUCAAACUGACUUACUUGGGCGGUGUUGAGGAAACUUUCAACUUGAAUUUUUCCAGGCCUGGUUACCAAGUAAUUCACCAAUACUACAACUUUUUGAAUCUGGGUAUGAAAGGUUACAAGGAUGAAUUCGAGAAAUCUCUCUUUGCUGCGAGGUAUUUCAGUUUAUCGCUUCUGCAGAGCGAUGAGUUCAAGGGAAAGUUCGAUAUUAUUAGCAGCGUACAUGAAAGGAUCGACGGUAAAGAGUCCGUCUUAAAAGAUUGUAUGAAAGAGCCUCAAUUAUUCAAGCCAGGAGUUCCUUUAUCGGCAUUUAAGCUGUCCAAGGAGUUUCGUGAGAAGUAUCCCGAAAUUCCACAAGCCCUUAUUUCUUCUUUGUUGAGAGCCAAAGGUUGGAUUGUGCCAAACUAUCCCCUACCCGCAUCUACAGAUGGUUCUGAUAAGUGGGAAGUGCUAAGAGUUGUUUUUAGAUCUGAAAUGAGUCUUGACUUGGUGCAGAUGUUUUUGGUUCACAUUCACCAAGUUAUUGCAAAGCUGGAAAGAUGUUAUGCCAGUGUACCAGAGUCUUUAAGUGGUGAAAGCAAAAAGGAUGCUGUUUACAAGAUGCUGUUAAUUUUGGCGUCUCCUGAGAGUGCAGAGAUCAGUGAGGAAGUAAACAAAAAGAAGAAGAAGAACUAUCGGGGUACCUGUUAG
Messenger RNA from Lachancea nothofagi CBS 11611, 1710 nucleotides. Lineage: Eukaryota; Fungi; Ascomycota; Saccharomycetes; Saccharomycetales; Saccharomycetaceae. The record is from the annotation of a GenBank genome assembly.